ACGUAAUUCACGAAGAAUGCUUCUCAACCCUAAAGAAGCCGCAGCAUCUCAAUUCGCAAAACCCUAAUCUUUGAUAUUCGUCUUCUCCUACGAUGUCGGUGGGAGAGCUCGCUUGCACCUAUGCUGCUUUGGUCCUCCACGACGAUGGAAUCCCCAUCACGGCGGAGAAAAUCUCGACCCUGCUGAAGGCUGCGAAUUUGUCUGUUGAGUCGUACUGGCCCAGUCUCUUCGCUAAGCUUUGCGAGAAGAGGAAUGUUGAAGAUCUCAUCGUGAACGUUGGCGCUGGUGGUGGCGGUGGCGCCGUCGCAGUCGCUGCUCCAACUGCUGGUGGCGCCGCUGCCGCAGCUGCCCCUGCCGCUGAGGAGAAGAAGAAGGAGGAGGAAAAGGAGGAAAGUGACGACGACAUGGGCUUUGGCUUGUUUGAUUAAGUUUAGUUAUAAUUUGAAUGAUGAUUUUGUGUUGAACUUGUUUUAGAUUUUCUUUGUAUUAGUAGUUUAAUACUCCUAGUAUGGUAUUUUGAUGCAGUGUUACUGCAUAUAUCUUUUGACAAUUGUGGUACUCUGAAUUUUGAGGUAACCAAGAGAUUCAUUCAUCUUAUGUGAGUUAAGUUUUCGUUCAA
This is a messenger RNA of Salvia splendens (bonfire salvia), 619 nucleotides long. Its product is annotated as 60S acidic ribosomal protein P1-like. NCBI's taxonomy places the organism in Eukaryota, Viridiplantae, Streptophyta, Magnoliopsida, Lamiales, Lamiaceae. The transcript has 3 exons. Gene Ontology annotation, cellular component: ribosome; cytosolic large ribosomal subunit. Gene Ontology annotation, molecular function: protein kinase activator activity; structural constituent of ribosome; ribonucleoprotein complex binding. The coding region runs from base 93 to 428 and encodes 111 amino acids. Gene Ontology annotation, biological process: translational elongation; cytoplasmic translation. The record is from RefSeq and is a predicted model, not a curated record.